AAUAAUAGAUUUUUAUUUUAAUUUCACAUAGACCGAUAAAGACAGAUAUGAAUUACUUGAUACAGCGCGGAAAACUCCGCCAGCAAGCGAUUAAUUUGCCGGAAGGACUUCCCGAAAUACUUUCGGACAUCACACGCGAGGUCCUGCGCUGCCAGCCAACAAAGGAAUGCCUCUGCCAGUUCAUCAUCGACUAUCUGCACUCUGUGAUUGUGACACGAGAGAAGGCCAUGGUGGCUAGAAGCAUCCUGGACCGUGCUCUGCGCCAGGUUGACAACAUCAUCUCGGACCUGUGCGUUUGCGAUCUGACUAAGGAAAAGUCUGAUAUGAUGGGACAGGUGAUGGAGGAUUGCUUCCGCAACUUCCUUGAGCGGCGUCGCUGCGAGAUGCGCCGCGGCAAGCAGACGAUCAGCUUCGAGGACAUCGACAUACUCGAGGAGCUGCUAGUGAAGUGCAAGUUCUCCGAGGAGGAGCUGGCCUUAUCCCGUCCGGCCGUCGAGAGUGCCUACAAGCGUUUCGUGGACGCCUACAUGGCGGCUGCCCGUGGCGCCGACGGCACAGAAGUGCUCUACCAGUACUUCCGAGAUCGGGAGCUCAAGCGCAUGCGCGAGGCCAUGCGGGAGCACUCGGCCACCAUUAUCCAGGCCGCCUGGCGCGGCUAUCUAGUGCGCGCCAACCUGCCACAGCACAUAUGCACCUGUACCUGCAUGGAGGUUGAUGAAGCUGCUAAUGAAGAGGAAAUGCGCAUGGAUCACGCUGCUCGCGUCAUUCAGCGUUUCUUCCGCAACUGCUUAACGCACAUGGAUCUGAAGCCCAUUGUAGAUCCCUGUGGGGAUGUGACGGAAUCGUCCGAAAAGGACAGCAGCACCCCGAAGGAAGCGACGGCGAAGGCUGAGCCAGAGGAGGAUAAAACUCCUCCGACUCCUCCUCCAACUGCUGCCGAUACUGUCGUAGUCACUGCCCAACCUUCGGAGGUUGCCUCCGAGGUUCCCUCGCAGCAGGCACCAGGACAGGAAGCCGUCGCUGCAGAGUCUGAAGGAAAUGCUGCUCCAGAACCAGUGGCUGAAGAAGCGGCUCCAGUGGAGCCGACAGAAGCUGUAGAAGAGGCCCCGGCAGGAGAAGAAGCCCCUCCCACCGCAGAAGAGGCACCGCCAGAGGCAGCAGAAGAACCACCAGCAGAAGAGUCACCAGCAGCUCCUGAAGAGACACCACCACCACCGCCACCAGAAGAGGAAGCCCCAGCCGCAGUUGCAGAGGAAGAAGCUCCACCUGAGGAAGCCCCGGCCGAGGCACCAGUCGAGGCACCAGCCGAGGCACCAGCCGAGCCACCAGCCGAGGAAUAGAAUUGAAACGAAUUAGUUCUGAUUUAUAAAUUUAUGUUAUCUGCAUGUUGUUAA
This is a messenger RNA of Drosophila persimilis, 1394 nucleotides long. It is a transcript of the gene Rsbp15, whose product is annotated as actin cytoskeleton-regulatory complex protein PAN1. The transcript is spliced from 4 exons. Lineage: Eukaryota; Metazoa; Arthropoda; Insecta; Diptera; Drosophilidae. Bases 48 to 1340 code for a protein of 430 amino acids. The record is from RefSeq and is a predicted model, not a curated record. Gene Ontology annotation, molecular function: protein binding.